Culicoides brevitarsis is the source of this 2659-nucleotide messenger RNA. RefSeq lists its product as uncharacterized. Gene Ontology annotation, cellular component: cytoplasm; nucleus. The coding region runs from base 290 to 2278 and encodes 662 amino acids. The record is from RefSeq and is a predicted model, not a curated record. Gene Ontology annotation, biological process: phosphatidylinositol phosphate biosynthetic process; inositol phosphate biosynthetic process. Lineage: Eukaryota; Metazoa; Arthropoda; Insecta; Diptera; Ceratopogonidae. Gene Ontology annotation, molecular function: inositol hexakisphosphate kinase activity. The transcript has 8 exons.
GAGCUCGGUUGAUUUUUUCUCAAAACAAUAGAAAAAACAUUAAAAAUUGCUUUAAAAACACCGCAAAUACCAAGAAUUAAAAGAGAUAAAAGUGAUUUGCAAGAAUUACCGAAAAAAUCUAGGUGAAAAUAUAAAUAAAAAGUUAAAGAAAAAAUCAUCAAGAAAAGUGUGAAAAAAGUGAAUUAAAAAAAUAUUUAAAAAAAUAAAUUUAUAAAGAUAAAAUAAAAAACUUUAAAAAUAAAUUCCGUCAAAGUGGAAAUCAAAGCAAAAAACUGUUUAGCACAAGGGAAUGGUAUAUUUUUUGGUGGAUGGUGGCAUGGGAGAUUCUGUUCAACUUCAAUGCCAAAAUGUGUCAAAUGUUAUUGCCAAUAAUGUGCAGCACAUAUCGUCGCAGUUCAAGAAUGCCACAACAAUUAGUCGCAUCGUACAGCAACACCAUGCACAAAAGCAGCAUUCAGCAACCGGCGAGUCCGGCGACAAACCAACUCCAACAAAGUCCCUCAACAAUGCAUCAGAAGCAACAACAACACCAACAACGACUCUCAAUAUCAUCAGCAACAGCAGCAGCGACGAACUGCUAAAUUUGAGUCACAAACGGAACAACAGUGCUCCAAUUGCGUGUACAACAAAUUCCGGGCGAAAUAACUUGGUGUCAUCUUCCAAUAACAAAAUCAAGAGUUUAUCGUUGGACGAAAGUGACGAGGAUGAAAUUGCAUUGUAUCCGUUAUCGAAUCAGGUUGGAGGCCACACGAGAUUGCUAGUGCUCAACCAAAGUACAGUGAUAAAGCCACUCAAUAUUCGCGAACUUGAGUUUUAUCAGAACAUUCCAAGUGAUAUUCAACAAUUUGUACCCAAAUAUAGAGGAGUAAUGCAGGCAUCAACACAAUCAAAACUGGACAAGCGUUACUCGCCAAACUUCCGUGACGAAAGUUACCGAAAAGCAGGCGGCUCCAAAAGGAAACGCGAUGAAGUCUUGAUGAUGAAAGUACAUAAAAACGGAAAUGCAACCGAAGUAUUAAAUAGUAUUUCACAUUUAGACAACUCCAAUAAACAAUAUUUCCUCAUGUUGGAAAAUAUCACGUCGCAAUUCCGUCAUCCGUGCAUCCUGGAUCUCAAAAUGGGCACACGGCAGCACGGUGAUGACGCGUCGGCGGAAAAGCGUACCAAGCAAAUGGCAAAAUGUCUCGCCAGUACGUCAGCUUCGUUGGGCGUCAGGCUAUGCGGCAUGCAAGUGUUCCAAGCGGAUGCCGAUCACUUUUUGCGUCGCGAUAAAUACUGGGGACGCGAACUCAACGAAGAGGGAUUCAAAGGUGCUUUACACAAUUUCUUCCACAAUGGCUACGGGCUCCGGACGAAAAUUAUCAAACUCGUGCUCGAUAAACUGGAGUCCAUGAAGCGCGUAAUCGAGAGGCAAUCGAGUUACAGAUUUUAUUCAUGUUCACUGCUGAUUGUCUACGAAGGCGAUGACGAGAGUGAACGUCUCCCGAACGUUCCUAUCGUCGAUGACUCGUGCUGCGGCCCAAGCUGCUACGACGCCGACGUCUCCAACAACUCGGCCGACUACAAUUUUUCCGCGCACGACGAUGACGAGCAUGACGACGACGCAUGCAAUGCAACCACCUCCGUUUCCUCGCACCAGCGUGGUUUCGCGGAAGCGGCCGCUCGUGGCGCUGCCAAAACCCCCUUCAUUCCCAUUUCCGAGGACACGGUCUUCCUCGAGCCCGAACCUCUCGUCUCGUCGACAAUGUCGACGCUGCACCCCGAGAACUCGAGUCCGCACUCGAUGGACUCCUGGCUGAACUACAGCAGCACAAGCAGCGAGGAAUAUUCGUAUUCCGGGCAGAAUGUUGCCGAAAGCACGAUCGAAUUUGAGCGCAACUUGCAAAAAGCCGCCAAAAUUAACAAACGGAAUCACGAGCAUCUGGAUAUCCGUGAUCCGCUGCCCACGACAGACAAUACCACGGAGGAGGAUAACGUGGACGAGGAAUUGGAGCCCAGUAUUACGACAACGCCAACAUCGACAACGAAGAAAGCCUCGACAACGCAUCAGUCGAACAAUGCCAGCAGGAGGUCGUCGUACAACAGGCGACCCAAUAACGGCUUGGUCGACAUCCGGAUGAUCGAUUUCGCUCACACAACGUUCGUCGUGCAAAACGGAGGCGUUUCCUUUGGAACAACGAAUAAAAAAAUUCAUCACGGACCGGAUAGUGGAUUUUUACGUGGACUAGACAGUCUCAACAGAUUACUGACGGACAUUCUCAACGAAGCGGAUCAGUAGUUCAUUCGGUAUAUGAACAAAAUGGCUCAAAAGUGGCUACUAUAUCUCUACUCUUCUUACUUUAUUUUUCCAUCUUGUCUUUGUAAAUACACUCAAACAACUAUUUUUCCAAAAAGUCGUCAUUUUUUCUCAAUAGCUGUUCUUCAUACCAACCGAAAAACAAAAAAAAAAUCUCCUAAUAAAAUAAUAGAAUUUCAAAUAAUAUGCCUGAGAUGGAAUAACUCAGCAUAAGAUUUGUUCUCCAUCUCAUCAAAUAUAACAAAAAAAGGAAAAAUUAAACAAAGAUUUAAUCUUAGUGAAAACAAUGUGAUAUCUAAAAGCAUUUUUGAAUAAUUAGCUUUAACGUUACAUUAUCCAAAAAUGACAACAUGUACCAUAUUA